AUGCCUGCGCUUCCGCCCACCCUGGCGGCAGCCGCGCCGGUGGCAUGGGGCGGCGGCAGUCUGGUGGAUGGGCGCGCGGCGUUCAGCGCGGACGGCCAGCGCCUGCUCUGCCCGUGCGGGGCCGUCGUCCGCGUCUUCGCGCUCGCCUCCGCCACCCAGGUGCGCAUCCCGCCGCCCAGGUGCGCAUCCCGCUCCGAGGUGGCGGUGCUGCAGGGCCACACGGCGCUCGUCACGUGCGUCUCCACCUCCGCCGUCGCCCGCUCGCCCGCCGCAUCCGCCGCUGCCGCUCGCGGCGCUGAUGACGACGAUGACCACAUGGGGAUCAACCCCCCUGCUGACGUGUCAGCUCCAGACUCUGCCACGUCAUCGAUGGUGUACGCGUGGAGCGGGUCGCUGGACGGAACGAUGCGGCUGUGGAACUUUGUAACGGGGGCCUCGCUAAGAGUGCUGCACCUGGGCCGACCAAUCAGAGACCUUGUGAUGUAUCCGUAUGCGAGCACGGAGAUGGUGGAGGGGGCGGGCGGGCGCGAGGAGGAGAGGGCGGUGGCGCCGGUGGCGUUGGUGGUGGUGAGCAACGAGCAGCGCGGCUGCGACCUGCUGCACUACGACGUUUUCCAAGACCGCUGCCUCAGAACGCUCUUCCACCAGCUGCUCGUGUCCUCCCCGCUGGCCAUCAGCCCAGCGACGGGGCGCCUGCUGGCGGUGGCGUCGGGGAGGAAGGUGUUCGUGGCGCACUGCACGCGCCCCGCGCACCACGCGCGCCUGCACCUGCACCACCGCCGCGCGCUCACAUGCGUCGCCAUCCACCCCGAUGACCAGCAGGUGGCAGCGGGCGACGUGUUGGGGCGCGUGGUGGUGUGGCAUGGCAUCGGCCGCCGCUCCGGCUGGGCGUGGGGGGAAGGCCGGGCCAGGGGCGCGCCAGCUGGCGGACGCGCAGGGCGAGAGGGCGGGUGGAGGGGGGGAAGAGGUCGGGGAGGGGGGAGAGGUGGGCAGGGAGGGGGCGGGGGCAGGUGGGGCGCCGGGAGAGGGGGAGGAGCAGCAGGAGCAGGAGAAGGGGAGGAGGGUGAGGGCGAGGAGGAGGGAGAGGGGCGGAGGGGAGCGGAGGGGGAGGAGGACUGUGAGGCGGUGUCAUCGCUGCACUGGCACGCCUCCGCCGUGGCGGAUCUCGCCUUCUCCCCUGACGGGGUGCACCUGGUGUCCAUAGGCGCCGAGGCCGUGGCGCUCGUCUGGCAGCUGCAGUCCGGCGCGCGCCGCUUCCUCCCCCGCAUGCCCGCCGCCCUGCUUCGCCUCGUGCUCCCGCCCUCCCUGCUCCCCCCGCUGCCUCCCCCCAACCCCUCCACACCCACUGCAGCAGCAGCAGCAGGGGGGGCAGGGGGAGCGCGGUCGCUGGUGGCACCGUUGGCAGCACCGGAGGCGUUGCGGUUUGGGAUGCAGUGUGCGGACAACAGCGUGCGAGUGGUGGACCUCAGCGAGUCGUCCCUCAUCGCCUCCAUCCGCGGCAUCGCCCCCCCGCCCCCCACACGCCCCCUCCCCGCGCGCCACUUCAUCCUCCCCCCACUCGACCCCUUUAAAUCCCCCCUCGGCCCCCUCCCCUCCUCCGCCUCUGCCACCUCCUCCUCCCUCUCCAACUGCCUCCCGGCUGACGUGGCGCGCCAGCUGGCGGUUGAGCUGGCAGUGACGGGCGGCGGUGCCCCGUCAGCAGUGGUGCAGAGUGUGAGGGGCGGGAGUGCGCGGCUGGUGGUGGUGGGGCCACUGGGGCUGGUGCAGGUGUACGAGGUGGGGAGGCAGCAGGUGGUGGCGGCGGUGCAGCUGAUGCGCAUCAACGUGGUCUCCUCCGCUGAGGCCCGCUUCAAGCGCGCCCUGAAGCUGCACGACAUGCAGCAGCGCGACCAGGCCGUGCGCCUGCUGCAGGGCGGGCAAGGCAAAGCUCAGCAGCCGCAGCCACAGCAGCAGGGGCCGAAACCCCCGCCAAUCUGGGUGAGCCACGUGUGCUUCUCCCCUGACGGCCACACGCUGGUCACUGUUGAGAUCCGCCAGCCGGAAGAUCUGGCCGGCCAGCAGUCCACCCUCAAGUUCUGGGCGGCACCGUUCGGCGGCACUCAGGGCGUGAGGCAGGGCAGUGGCAAGGGAGGCAAGGGCGGCAAGGAGGGGCUGACGGCGCUGACGACGGCGGUGGAUGCGCCGCACGGGGCGGCGGGGCUGGUGACCGGCGUGCACGUGCGGGCGGGCGGCGACAUGGUGGUCACGUGCGGCACGGACGGUGAAUUCCGCACUUGGACCCGCGUGUGGGGCGAGGGGGAGGACGAAGGGGGGGAGGAGGGAGAGAGGAAGGGUGCCAAGCAGGGGCGUGGGGGAGUGAAAGGGGGCGGGGGGCGAGGGAGAGGAGGCGUGCAGGGGUCAGGGCAAGCAAAGACGGCGCGGGAGCGCAUGGAGGAGCGGGAGGUGGGCAUCGCACCGCUGACCUUCUGCUGGCGCUGCCGUGGGGUGGGCAGCUACGCCUCGCAGCCCCUCCUUGCAGCGAGCUUCUCCUGGGAGGGUUCUCUGCUGGCCGUGGCCGCCCUGCACCGCGUCACUCUGUGGGACCCCGACCGCCACGCGCUGCUGGCCGUGCUGCACUGCGCGCCCUCUCUCAGCCCCCUGCAGGCAGGCCUGCCGUGGCACCAGCCCGUCACCGCGCUCGCCUUCCUGCCCCACUCCCCCUUCCUCCUUGCUGUCUCCGGCGCCCUCGCCCCCUCGGGGACCUACUUUACGCCGCCAGGCUCAACCGCUGCCCCCUACGCGGCUCUGUCCGUGUGGAGUCUGCUCUCUCUCUCCCUCGCCUGGUGCCUCCACCUCCGUGUGCUCUCCCUCGCCACCCACCCCUCUGCACCGCUCUUCGCCGUCAUCGUUGCUGCUCCCACCGCUGGUGGCGGUGGUGGGAGGGGCGGCGACACAGGGCAGGGCGGUGGCGUGGAGAAGGACGAGGAAGGGGGGGAGGGUGAGGAGGAGGAGCACGGGGAGGAGGUGGGACCGAAGGAAGGUAGUGUUGGGAGGAGUGGGUGGGCGAGGAGGAGUGCAGGCGAAGGCGGGGCGGUGAAGGGGGCAGUGCUGGUGUUUGAGGGCGGGGAGAGCCCUGUGCCCAUCGCAGCGUGGGAGAUGGCUGAUGUCACUGCCGCCACUGUCGCCUUCCUGCCACCCUCCUCCGCACCUGCCGGCAGCAGCAGCAGCAGCAGCAAGGAAGGGACAGCGCAGUGGUCCAUCGUGGUGGUGAGCGGUGGCAGGGAGUAUGCGGUGCUGAAUGGGGAGGAGAGCCGGCCUGCGCCAGAUGCAGCGGGUCGGGACGUGGAGCUGUCAAAUGGUGCUGCUGCUGGCAUGGCGGACGGUCAAGCUCUUUCGGCCUUUGAAAGCAUCUAUGGAGCAGCAACCACCGCAGCGGCCGUGGCAGCAGCGGCAGGGGGUUUGUCGGACAAGGGUAGAGCGGCGGGUGAAGGGAGGGGGCAAGGGGAGAUGGAGGCGGUGGAGGGGCGGCCGUGGGGCAGCCUGCUGUCAGCGCCGUCACACGUGCUGCCAUCGCUGUCCAGGCUGUCCAACGUGGCGGGCAUGCUGCAGCACUGCCGCGCGGAGCAUGGCGGGUUCGACUUGAAGCAAUUGCGAGCAGCGCAGAAGUGGGACGAGUAUCAGUGCAUCCGCGCUGUCAACUUCAUCCGUACCCACGUGGCGGCCCAUCGCUGCAUCCACUGCCUACAGUCCUUCCCCUCCCCACCUGACCUCAUUCAACACAUGGAAGCUUUGCAGCACUUUCUCCUCCCUCCUCUCCCGCUCUCCACCCCGCCCGAGCCCUCCGCCCCGGCCCCUUGGGGAGACGACGCAUACCUCAGAAGCUUCCUGGAAGGCGACCCUGUGCUGUACAGCUUGGAUGAUGACGACGAGGAGGGCAGCAGCGAGGGGGGCGCCAAGGGGGGCAGCGCUGAUGCUGCUGGCGGAGGGGGUGCGCGCGAGGCCAGUGCUGUGGUGGACGUUACCGGGUUACCACUCACUGCAGCGGCGGCAGGGGCGGCAGCGGCGGCGGCAGCAGCAGCAGAGGGGGGCGGCGUGGGGAGCGAGGAGGAGCGCUCUCUGGCGUUCCAGGAGCUGCUCUCCCUGGCGCAGGGGGAGGGUGCGCGGGGGGAGCAGGGGGAGGGGGAAGGUGCAGGGGCGGAGAGCAGUGGGAGCGGAGGUGCGGGAGUGCAGGCAGCCCGCACAGGGGGGGUGGGAGGGGGAGUAGGCAGCUCAGGUAUACCUUCAGGUGGAACUUCAGGUGGUUCUUCUGUUGGCAAGGGCAAGGAGAAGGUGGGAGAAGUUGCAGGAGCAGGGGGGGAGGUGGAGGGGUGGGAGGGUGCAGACGGGGAGGACGUGGCGCCCUCUUUGGAGCAGUACGUGACGCUGGCCAAUCAGGUGCUGCUGCUGCGACAACAGAACGCACAGCUGGCACACCAGCUGGCUGCCACGUCAGGAGGAAGGGCUCCAGAAGGCCCUUUCAGUGCCACUGCCGGUGGUGCAGGCACGGCCGCCCCACGCACGCCAUUCUCCACGCCCAUGGUCUCGCCCUCCCCCAGUACCGCCUCCCUCAUUGCCACCGCCACUGCCGCUGCCGCCAUUGCCUCUGCUGCAGCACAAGCCUCAGGCGCCAGCAACACCGCUGAAGCUGCCACCGCUGAUGGUGCUGCAGCAGGCGCGGGUGCAGGGCCUGCUGCUCCGUCGGCUGCUGCAGCAGCGUGGCAGGCGCAGAGCAUGGGAGCGCCGCGCACGCCCUUCUCCACGCCGCUGGUCUCCCCCUGCCCCAGCUACGCCUCCCUUGCCACCGCCGCCGCUGCUGCCGCUGCUGCUGCAGGCGUGGGUGAGUCGGGGGUGGGCAGUGGGAUGCACGAGGGGUCGGUGAAAGACAUGCUGCUGCAGGUGAGGCACGGCGAGCAGCAGCACAAGCAAGGCCGACCUCCCAUUCCCGUAUCCCCCCGCCCAGCCUCCACUGGCGCCCUUGCUGCUGAGAAAGCGGUGGGUGUGGUGGCUGCAAAGGCAGGUUUGGCAGGAGGGGAAGGCACGGCAGGGCUAGGAUUGGAAGGAGGAGGUUCGGGAACGGGCAGCCCGGUGGUCCCUCGGACGCCCUUCUCCACGCCGCUCGCCUCGCCCUCCCCCAGCUACGCCCUGCUGCCCCUCGAUGAGGCCCAGAGGAAGCUGGCAGCCGUUGCUGAGACGGUGGAUGGCGCCAUGGAUGGGGAGGCCGCCGCGGCUUCACCUGCAGCACCUGCUGUUGCUGGUGCGGGUGGGAAGGGGGAAGGGGAUGGGGAGGAGGGGCAGGCGGCGAGGAAGCGGCGGCAGGUGACGUUUGGGGCGGUGCGGGAGAGGCAGGUGCGCGUGAUCGACGCCAACUACUUCAGCUCCUACGCCGGCUUCGGCAUCCACCGCGAAAUGCUCUCCGAUAAGGUCCGCCCCGCUCCCUUGCCUGUGCACACCGGCUCUGUGGUAGGAGGCAGGCUGCUUCCCAUUGCCAUGCCUGCCUUGCAGGCUCGGACCACAGCCUACCAGGCAGCUUUGGAGGAGAACCCGAGCCUGAUUGAGGGAGCAACAGUGCUGGAUGUGGGCUGUGGCACAGGCAUUCUCAGCUUCCACUCCCUUCCCGGCUUGCCGCCCAUUCCCCUCAUCCCUCCUGUGCUGGGCAGUCUGUUUGCAGCGCGCGGAGGAGCAGCGAGGGUGGUGGCGGUGGAUGGCAGUCGAGAGAUUCUCACCGUGGCUCAGCAGGUGGGCGGCGCAGCAUUUGGGGUGGGGCUGCGUGGGUUCACAGGAUGGCAAGGCAGGGUGAGUGAGGUGAUGGAGGCAGAGGGGGUGCAUGCUGCAUGUGUCUACUGCACAUGCCCGUGCAUCUCCCUCUAUGCCAUUCACAUGCUUCUCUCACUCCCUCACAUCUCUUGCCGAUCGUUGCUUCUCCUCACCGCUCGCAUUCUCCUCUCUACCCCUUCUAUCCGCCACCAGAUAGCGCGCGACAACGGCUAUCUCGCGGGCGCCGAGUCCGCCCCCCCUGCUCCCAGCAGCACCUCUGCCAGCGCGCCUCAGCGCACCCCACGCCCCGUGGUGUCCUUCGUGUGCAGCAAGAUCGAGGACCUCUCCCCCGCCCCCACCGGGACCACUCAAGCACCCGCGCAGGCGGGCGCUAGCGGCGAGGGGGCGGGAGGCGGGGGAGGCGGCGGGGAGGUGGCGUUGGAGCGGGGGAGUGUGGAUGUGAUAGUGAGCGAGUGGAUGGGGUACGCGCUGCUGUACGAGUCCAUGCUGCCCUCUGUGCUGCACGCCCGUGACACCUGGCUCAAACCGGGCGGCGCCCUGCUGCCCGACACCGCCUCCAUGCACGUGGCGGGGUUCGGUGAGGGAGCAACGAGUGUGGGGUUUUGGAGGGACGUGUACGGCUUCAGCAUGGCGUCUGUGGCGCGCGAGAUAGAGGACGAGGCGGCUCGCACGCCGCUGGUACAGGAGGUGAAGGCGUGCGAUAUAGUCACGUCCACCGCCACCAUCAAGCACUUUGACCUGUGCACCGUGGCAGUGCCGGACCUCGACUUCACCUCUGAAUUCUGCAUCACUCCAACCCUCCCCACCUCCUCUGCUGCCGGGCCAGCUCCCGCUGACAGCCCUGCCGCUGCAACUCCAGCAUCCCCUGCCUCCGCCUCCCCCGCGCUGUGCUACGGGCUGGCGCUGUGGUUUGACACGGCCUUCUCCGCCCGAUUCUGCUCCGCCAAGCCAGUGCUGCUCUCCACGUCGCCCUUCUGCACGCCCACCCACUGGGCCCAAACCCUCCUCACCUUCCGCGAACCCAUUGCUCUCGCACCUGCAGCACAGUCCACGGCUGCAGUGCUGAUCGGAGAAACCCCACCACUGGGAACAGGAGCGGUGGGGUCGGAGGGUAGGCCGGCGGUGGAGGUGAGGGGGAGGGUGAGUGUGGUGCGCGCCAGCAAGCACCGCAGCAUUGACAUUUCAGUGGAGGUGGUGGCGGUGGGCGCUGAUGGGGGCAAGAAGGCAUGGCCCGCUCAGAUGUUCACCAUAUGA
Molecule: messenger RNA, 7047 nt
Organism: Closterium sp. NIES-65
Lineage: Eukaryota; Viridiplantae; Streptophyta; Zygnematophyceae; Desmidiales; Closteriaceae
Source: the annotation of a GenBank genome assembly